Messenger RNA from Suillus paluster, 3222 nucleotides. Its product is annotated as ANTH domain-containing protein. Bases 1 to 3222 code for a protein of 1073 amino acids. The transcript has 13 exons. Gene Ontology annotation, molecular function: actin filament binding; phosphatidylinositol-3,5-bisphosphate binding; clathrin light chain binding. Gene Ontology annotation, cellular component: clathrin-coated vesicle; actin cortical patch. Gene Ontology annotation, biological process: clathrin coat assembly; actin filament organization; endocytosis. The record is from RefSeq and is a predicted model, not a curated record. Lineage: Eukaryota; Fungi; Basidiomycota; Agaricomycetes; Boletales; Suillaceae.
AUGCCUUCAAUUCCCACGGCUGCUACUAGUACAGCUGCGCUUUCUCUCACCAAGUCUUCCAGGCGACGUCCGAACUUUGAUAUCGAUGGUGACGAGGUCCACUACCCUACCAGGCCGGUCGACAAGGACAAGGCGGAGAACGAGCUUGUGAUCAAUAUCAAGAAAGCGACCAGCCCAGAGGAGACAGCUCCGAAGCAGAAGCAUGUCCGAAAAUGUAUCGUAUACACUUGGGACUACCAUAGCUCAAUAUCUUUCUGGAGCGGUUUGCGGGUGCAACCUAUCUUGUCCGACGAAGUCCAAACUUUCAAGGCUCUCAUCACCGUACACAAAGUAUUGCAAGAAGGCCAUCCUGUGACAAUCAAAGAGGCUCAUGGGCAAGCGGGAUGGUUGGAGACUUGCGCCAGGACUGUUGCCGCAGAGGGUCAACGUGGUUAUGGGCCGUUGAUUAGAACCUACGUCCAGUUCAUUCUGGCCAAAUUACGUUUCCACCGCCUGAGACCAGAGUUCAAUGGGUUGUUUGAAUACGAGGAAUAUAUCUCGUUGAAAGGCAUCGAUGACCCCAAUGAAGGUUAUGAAACUAUAUCCGACCUUAUGGGCCUUCAGGACCAAAUCGAAUCGUUCCAGCGGAUGGUGUUUGCUCACUUUAGGCAUUCCGCCAACAACGAAUGUCGUAUCUCUGCGCUAGUCCCCCUGGUCAAGGAAAGCUGGGGUAUUUACCGAUUCAUUACAAGCAUGCUUCGCGCCAUGCACCGAAGAACGAAUGACCACGACGCGCUGGAGCCCCUUCGUGAGCGAUUCAACUCGCAACACUAUAAUUUAAGAAAGUUCUACUACGAGUGUUCAAAUCUGAAAUAUUUGACCGGCUUGAUCAACGUUCCGAAGUUAGGCCAGGAACCUCCGAACCUAUUGGAUUCCGGAAGUGCUCCCGACCUCCCUGCGAGACCUAGAACUGCUGUUGCUUCCCCAACCCCUCCCCCAGCUGCACCUUCGCCCGAUGCAGCCGCUGUCAGUGAGCAAGCCCGUAUGCUCAAGCAAUAUGAAGACCAGCAGGCUGCUUUACGCGCACAACGUGAAACUGGGGAACGUCAGAGGCUGGAGCUCGAGGCACAGCAGCAGCGUGAUUUUGAGCAACGGCAACGGGAACAGGCAGAGCGGGAGCGCCUUGCACAAGAGCAGCUUAUGCAACAACAGAUGAUGCAGUACAAUAACCAAGCUGCUCAGCAGUACGAGCGCGACCAGCUGCUUUUGGAACAAUACGAUCGACGGGUAAAAGCACUUGAGGGCGAGCUCGGCGGAGUAACGUCCAAUGUUCACGCACAAAUGGCAUCGAAGGACGAAUUGAUCAAGCAGCUUCAGGACCAAGUGACUCUUUGGCGGAACAAAUACGAAGCACUCGCAAAACUCUACAGCCAGCUACGGACUGAACACCUCGACAUGCUUUCAAAGUUCAAGCAAUUGCAACUCAAGGCUAACUCAGCGCAGGAAGCCGUAGACCGCAUGGAGCGUAUGGAGCGCGACCUCAAGGCUAAGAACCUAGAAUUGGCUGAUAUGAUUCGCGAACGCGACAGGGCUCGGUUUGAUGUUGACCGCCAGAAAUCCUCGCACAAGGACGAACUUGACCGCCUGCGCCGCGAGAUCAAUUUCGCCAAUGAGCGCGCUGAGGAUGCAACACGCUCCAAGAGUUCGGAGGUAUCGGGGGUGUUGAGCAAGUAUAACCGUCAGCUCACAGAGCUUGAGGACUCGUUACGGGCCAAGCAAAUGCAGAUCGAUGAUCUGCUCGUUAAACUGAAUAACGCUAGCGGUGAUAUGGAACGUCUGAGAGAUGAGAAGGAUCAAGAAAUUUUGAUUCUUCAAGAGGGUAUGGAUAGCACUAUUCAACAGCUUUCCGAUGCACAGCAGAAUCAAGGUCUCAGCGAAGAAGCAACGAAUGCCCAAAUCGACACUCUUAUUCUCGACAACCGAAAGAAGCUCAACCAGGUCAUCGAUUCAAUCCUACAGGCCUGCGUGCAGAAAGUUGAUGACGCGAUUUACGAGCUUGAGUCACCCAGUCAAGCUGGCAACCUCAAUUCUACGCCCGAGUACACGUUGUCAAUGAUCGAGAAGGCCAUAAAUAACGCCACGGAUUUCGCGACCAUCUUUAACCUCCACCUCAGUGGCGAUGUCGGAGGGGACUACGUUGACGUCAUCAAGGGCGCCAAUGAGUUUGCACAGGUCCUAUCAGACGUUCUCAUCAACUGUAAAGGCGUCACACGUCUCGCUAAUGACGAUGACGCCUCGGACAAGAUUGUCGCAGUAGCUAAGGGCGCCGGUGACGUUGGCCUGCGCUUCUUCUUGAACCUGCAGUCCUACAAGCUUGAUCUCCUGCAACCCACACAGCGGAAGGAGGUUUCAAUGCGCAACAACAACGAAGCGCGAACAGCCCUCACCCGUCUCUCAGAAGUUGUCGACACGCUCAUACCUAAAGGCGCCAAGGGUGGUGCGUUGGCACGGGCUAAUGGUGACAUCGGCGACAUCGUCGAGCACGAGAUGCAGAGCGCCGCCGCAGCCAUCGAAGCUGCUACUCAGCGUUUGCAGGAGCUCAUGUCUCGGCCGCGCGACUCUGCACGGUUCAGCGCCGUCGAUCUGCAAGUCCAUGACUCUAUCCUGUCCGCCGCUAUGGCAAUCACAAGCGCCAUCGCAAGACUUAUCAAAGCUGCCACCGAAUCUCAGCAAGAAAUUGUUGCACAAGGCAAGGGCUCAAGCUCAGUCCAGCAGUUCUACAAGCGGAACAACAGAUGGACGGAGGGUCUUAUCUCAGCUGCUAAAGCUGUGGCAUUUGCCACCAGUCUUCUAAUAGAGAGCGCGGACGGUGUCCUAUCAGGCACACAUUCCCUUGAACAGCUGAUUGUGUCCUCGAAUGAGGUCGCAGCAGCCACCGCCCAACUCGUAGCAGCCUCUCGUGUCAAGGCCAACUUGAUGUCCAAGACCCAGGAGCGCCUCGAACUCGCUGCGAAAGCGGUGACGGAAGCCUGCAAAGCGCUUGUCAGACAGGUGAAGGCAGUGUCCGCGAAGCAGGUAGUCGACGAGGAGUGGGACUACAAAAACAUGGCCGUACUGGAGUUUAAGAGGCGCGAGAUGGAGCAGCAGGUCGAUAUUUUGAAACUGGAAAAGGAGCUUGGCGCAGCGAGACAUCGUCUGGGUGCGAUGAGGCGUGCAGGUUACCACACUAAUGAAACGGACUGA